ACAAUGAAGGUUAUAAUAGUAUUGUCUAUACUCUGUGGUUUGGGAAUGUCGGUAUCCGCGGAUAUAUCAUGCGGACAAAAUGUCACUCAAGCGGUAAAAGCCUGCACUACGGCGGGAUCCGAAGCUCAAACCGAGCAAGACUGUGUAGUGGCCUCCGUAAUGGAUUACAUUGACUGCCAACAACCCCAAGAUGUCCAAAUAAUGUCAAGAGCCGGCGGGGAUGGGACUGCCAAAAUGACUAAAAUAAAAUGUAUAGUGGUCACCUCGAUAGAUAUGUUCAAGUGUUUCGUCCAGGAAUUACUGAAAACACCAUUCUCUUGGGACUGGGCGGCGCUUACUAAAUGCCUCAUGACCUAUUCACCCGCUUACCUGGGGUGUGCAUAAAACCUGAGUCUACCUGAUUAAGUACUGCAACAUUAAUUUCAGUAAAUCAUGUCAACAGUUUUCUUCAAGGCAUGAUUAAAAAUAAUAGCAACUUA
Messenger RNA from Helicoverpa armigera (cotton bollworm), 479 nucleotides. RefSeq lists its product as uncharacterized. Lineage: Eukaryota; Metazoa; Arthropoda; Insecta; Lepidoptera; Noctuidae. Bases 4 to 384 code for a protein of 126 amino acids. The record is from RefSeq and is a predicted model, not a curated record. The transcript has 4 exons.